CCCACUCCCUCACUCCUCACUUCCGCUUCCUCUGUUCUUUUCUGCUCUGCUUCCAAAAAAAGUUAAGAGUAGAGCGAUGGGGAGCUCCUUCAUUACUUCUCUUGUUUUACUCAUUUCUGUUUUCACUCUUGCAGAUUGUGGUUCUGUUGGAGUAAACUAUGGAAGAAUAGCCAACAACCUUCCGUCAGCAACCAAGGUGGUGGAGCUACUAAAAUCCCAUGGUCUAAACCGUGUCAAAGUCUACGACACCGACCCGGCCGUUCUCCAUGCAUUAUCUGGAUCAGGAAUCAAAGUAACCGUCGACCUCCCCAACGAACAACUCUUCGCUGCAGCCAAGAGCACUUCCUUUGCCAACUCUUGGGUCGAAAGAAACGUCGCCGCUUACUACCCUCACACUGAAAUCGAAGCCAUUGCCGUUGGUAACGAAGUCUUCGUGGACCCUCACAACACGACCAAGUUCCUCGUACCCGCCAUGAAGAAUAUCCACGAAGCUUUGGUUAAGUUUAACCUUCACUCAGAUAUUAAAGUCUCUUCCCCCAUUGCCCUUUCCGCUCUCCAAAACUCUUACCCGUCAUCAGCCGGAUCUUUCCGACCUGAACUCAUUGAACCCGUUUUUAAACCCAUGUUGGAUUUCCUUCGUCAAACCGGGUCUUUCCUCAUGGUUAAUGCUUACCCCUUUUUCGCUUACGAAUCAAACACUGACGUCAUCUCGUUGGACUACGCUUUGUUCAGAGAGAAUCCGGGUGUAGUGGAUCCCGGUAACGGUUUGAGGUAUUUUAGUCUUUUCGAUGCUCAAAUCGACGCCGUUUUCGCGGCAAUGUCUGCUUUGAAAUAUGAUGAUAUUAAGUUGGUUGUGACGGAAACGGGUUGGCCAUCAAAGGGAGAUGAAAAUGAGAACGGCGCGAGUAUCGAAAACGCCGCCGCUUAUAACGGAAAUCUUGUCCGUCGGAUCUUGAUCGGUGGUGGGACCCCUUUGAGACCCAAGGCAGAUCUCACCGUUUAUUUGUUUGCCCUUUUUAACGAGAACAAGAAAUUCGGGCCUACAUCGGAGAGAAAUUACGGGCUUUUUUAUCCUAACGAGGAAAAAGUUUACGACAUUCCUUUCACUCUAGAAGGGGUGAAGAACUACCGGGAUAAAAGGUCGCCGGUAGCUGGGAAUCAACAAGGGGCAGCUGCACCCGUUAAUGGUGGAGGAGGGAGCGUGUCGAAGAGCACGACGGGAAACACGUGGUGCGUUGCAAACGGUGAAGCUGGGAAGGCGAAGCUGCAGGCGGCUCUAGAUUACGCAUGUGGUGAAGGAGGUGCUGAUUGCCAUUCGAUCCAGCCAGGUGCCACGUGUUACGAUCCUAACACCAUCCAAGCCCACGCCUCGUUCGCGUUCAACAGUUAUUAUCAAAAGAAAGGGCGGCAGAUGGGAACUUGUUAUUUUGGAGGGGCGGCCUACGUCGUCACCCAACCACCCAAGUAUGGUAAUUGCGAGUUUCCCACGGGAUACUGAAAAGACCAAGCAUAAAGGGCCAAGGGGGAGUAGUUGAAAGAGAUAGUUACUAGUGCUAAUUUGAUUGUAGUUGGUUUUGGUUUUUUUGGAAUUUUUUGGGAGGGGUCUACUGUGAAUUUAGUUGGAUUUGUUAGGCAAAUGUUUGGACUACCUUUGUGUAUAAAUGGAUUCCAAUUGUGUUUCUAGCUCAACCUUAAAUGGGAAUUAUCAGUUGAUUACUACUA
Theobroma cacao (cacao) is the source of this 1722-nucleotide messenger RNA. Its product is annotated as O-Glycosyl hydrolases family 17 protein. Gene Ontology annotation, molecular function: hydrolase activity, hydrolyzing O-glycosyl compounds. The record is from RefSeq and is a predicted model, not a curated record. NCBI's taxonomy places the organism in Eukaryota, Viridiplantae, Streptophyta, Magnoliopsida, Malvales, Malvaceae. Gene Ontology annotation, biological process: carbohydrate metabolic process.